AUCAUUAUCAAAUCUUCCCCAUAAAUAGUAUUUAAUUCGUUUGAAUUCCACUCUUCUUCGCCAAAAUUCCCACUCCUCUUCUUCUUCAUUCAUUCACCUCAAUCUCAUGCAUCAUCUGCAUUAUUCACUUCAAUCCCAAACGACACCGUUUCCUUCUUGUUCUCUCUGUCCCUGUUGUUUCUCUUCAAUUUUCCUUGUUUGAUUCUUCCGGGUCGAUCCAUGGAUUCUCAACCGGGUCUAUCACUCGGGCUGAACGCUCCGACGCCAUCGCCGCCGCCGACUGCUCAUUCCGCCCUCUCUGCUCCGUGGCGUUUACACGACGAGAAACCCGAACCCGAACUCGAAGAAGAAGAAGAAGAAGAAGGAGAAGGUGAAACGAUCAACUUCAUGGGUAGACCUAUGUGCUUGAAGAGGCACAUAGAAGAAGAAGAACCACAACAACAACAAUCGUGUUUCCCGGCGAAGCGCGUCGCGGUGGAUUCCGCGGCGGAGGCGCGGCGAGGUUGGGGGAACCAGCCGCUGUGCGUUGCAGACCCUGAGAUUCACGAGAUCAUGGAGAAGGAGAAAUGGAGACAGUUCAGAGGGAUAGAGCUGAUUGCGUCUGAGAAUUUCGUGUGCAGGGCGGUGAUGGAAGCUUUGGGUAGCCAUUUGACGAACAAGUACUCUGAGGGAAUGCCUGGAGCGAAGUACUAUACUGGGAAUCAGUACAUUGAUCAGAUUGAGUUUCUUUGCUGUAAGCGUGCGUUGAUGGCGUUUGAUCUUGAUUCCAACAAUUGGGGUGUCAAUGUUCAACCGUAUUCAUGUACUUCUGCGAAUUUCGCUGUUUUUACUGGGCUUUUGCAUCCUGGGGAUAGGAUUAUGGGGCUUGAUUCACCUUCUGGUGGGCAUUUGAGUCAUGGGUAUUAUACUUUGGGUGGGAAGAAGGUUGCUGCUGCUUCCAUUUUCUUUCAGACUUUGGCUUACAAGGUUAAUCCUCAAACUGGGUAUAUAGAUUAUGACAAGCUUGAGGAAAAAGCUGUGGAUUUUCGACCUAAGAUACUUAUUUGUGGUGGAAGUUCUUAUCCUAGAGAGUGGGAUUAUGGGAGGUUCAGGCAGAUUGCUGAUAAAUGCGGGGCGGUGUUGAUGUGUGACAUGGCUCAUAUCAGUGGUCUUGUGGCAGCUAAGGAAGGAGUUAGUCCAUUUAAUUACUGUGAUAUUGUUACUUCAACAACCCACAAAAGUCUCCGGGGUCCAAGGGGAGGUAUCAUCUUUUACAGAAAAGGGCCAAGACCAAGGAAGCAAGGGUCGGUUCAUAAUCACGGAGAUGAUAUCAAUUAUGAUUUUGAGGAGAAGAUAAACUUUGCAUUAUAUCCAUCAUUACAAGGUGGACCCCACAAUAAUCACAUUGCUGCUCUUGCCAUAUCUUUCAAACAAGUUGCAACUCCAGAGUACAAAGCAUAUAUGCAGCAGGUGAAGAAAAAUGCACAGGCAUUAGCAUCUGCCUUGAUGAGAAGAAAAUGCAGAUUGGUGACUGAUGGGACGGACAAUCAUCUUUUGCUCUGGGAUCUAACUGUGCUUGGCUUAAUUGACAGAAACUAUGAGAAGGUCUGUGAGGCUUGUCAUAUCACUAUCAAUAAAUGUGCCAUUUAUGGUUCUAUUUCCUCAGGAGGUGUGAGAAUUGGCACUCCUGCAAUGACAACAAGAGGCUGCUUAGAGAAUGAUUUUGAGACCAUAGCCGAUUUUCUUCUGAGGGCAGCUGAGAUUACUAGCAUUAUACAGAGGGAACAUGGGAAAUCGUGCAAGGAGUUUCUCAAGGGUCUUCAGAACAAUAAAGAUAUUGCUGAGCUCAGAAAUCGUGUUGAGACAUUUAGUUCCCAGUUUGCAAUGCCUGGAUUUGAUAUUUGAUUACGUCAUGCCUUACCAUGUUUUGCAUUAUCAAAUUAUUUUUUCCUUGAUCUUAUAUCAAGUUAGCUCCUGUAAAUUAUACAUAUGCAGAUGGAGUAUAAUCAUCAUGUGACGGCUAUAGGUCACACUUCAGCUAUUGUCCGCUUAGUACUUAGUGAUUGUACAAUUAUUAAGGUUUGAUACCCUUUUCUUGAACUACAACUUUUGUAGCUACCCUUUGUUUAUGAAGAAACUUCAGUAAUUACGACACUACUUUAAUAUAAAAUGGUGCUCAUUUUGA
This is a messenger RNA of Lotus japonicus, 2164 nucleotides long. RefSeq names its product serine hydroxymethyltransferase 7-like. Gene Ontology annotation, molecular function: serine binding; cobalt ion binding; pyridoxal phosphate binding. The coding region runs from base 220 to 1884 and encodes 554 amino acids. Gene Ontology annotation, biological process: folic acid metabolic process; tetrahydrofolate interconversion; L-serine catabolic process. The record is from RefSeq and is a predicted model, not a curated record. Gene Ontology annotation, cellular component: cytoplasm. The transcript is spliced from 4 exons. Lineage: Eukaryota; Viridiplantae; Streptophyta; Magnoliopsida; Fabales; Fabaceae.